Lathyrus oleraceus (garden pea) is the source of this 2281-nucleotide messenger RNA. RefSeq names its product pentatricopeptide repeat-containing protein At5g66520. The record is from RefSeq and is a predicted model, not a curated record. Gene Ontology annotation, biological process: RNA modification. The coding region runs from base 16 to 1626 and encodes 536 amino acids. Gene Ontology annotation, molecular function: protein binding; RNA binding. The transcript has a single exon. Lineage: Eukaryota; Viridiplantae; Streptophyta; Magnoliopsida; Fabales; Fabaceae.
UUGAAUGUAAUUCCCAUGUCAAAUAGCACCAAAAGAUGCUUAGUGCUAUUGGAAAAAUGCAAUAACAUAAACCAUCUCAAACAAGCACAUGCACAAAUUUUUACUACAGGUCUUGAAAACAAUACCUUUGCUCUAAGCAGAGUUUUAGCUUUCUGUUCAUCACACAAACAUCAUCAUGGAAGUCUCACCUAUGCUUGUAGAGUCUUUGAACGAAUUCAGAACCCUACAGUUUGUAUAUACAACACAAUCAUCAAAGCUUUUCUCAUUAAUAUCAAUUUCAAAAGCACCCUCCUUGUGUUUGUUAAAAUGCUUCGGAAUGGAAUGAGACCUGACAACUACACUAUACCUUAUGUAUUGAAGAGUUGUGCGGGACUUCAGGAUUGUUCUUUGGCGAAAAUGAUUCAUGGGUAUGGUUCAAAAUUGGGUCUUGUGUUUGAUAUCUUUGUGGGUAAUAGUUUGAUGAUGAUGUAUUGUGUGUUUGGUGAUGUUGUAGCUGCACGGUACGUGUUCGAUGAAAUUCCUAGCUUAAGUGCAGUUUCUUGGAGUGUGAUGAUUUCUGGAUAUGCAAAAGUGGGUGAUGUUGAUUCAGCUAGGUUGUUCUUUGAUGAAGCACCUGAGAAGGAUAAAGGGAUUUGGGGUGCCAUGAUUUCUGGUUAUGUGCAAAAUAGUUGUUUUAAAGAAAGUCUUUAUUUGUUUCGAUUGAUGCAGUUGACUGAUAUAGUGCCUGAUGAAUCUAUAUUUGUGAGCAUUCUUUCUGCAUGUGCUCAUCUAGGAGCUUCAGAUAUUGGUGUGUGGAUUCAUCGACAUUUGAAUCAAUCAAAGCUAGUACCAUUCAGUGUUCAAUUAAGUACUAGUUUAUUAGACAUGUAUGCUAAAUGUGGGGAUUUGGAGACGACAAAAAGAGUAUUCAAUUCAAUGCAAGAGAGAGACAUUGUAUGCUGGAAUGCUAUGAUUUCUGGUAUGGCAAUGCAUGGAGAUGGAAAAGGUGCACUGAAGCUAUUUUAUGAUAUGGAAAAAGUUGGGAUGAAACCUGAUGAUAUAACAUUCAUUGCUGUUUUUACUGCUUGUAGUUACUCAGGAAUGGAACAUGAAGGUUUGAAGUUAUUGGAUAAAAUGUGUAGUGUUCACAACAUUGAACCAAAAAGUGAACAUUAUGGUUGUUUAGUUGACUUACUAAGCAGAGCAGGGUUAUUUGAAGAAGCUAUGGUUAUGAUAAGAAAAACAACCAAUUCAUUGAAUGGCUCUGAAGAGGCAUUGGCUUGGAGAGCAUUUCUGAGUGCAUGUUGUAACCACGGAGAAACUCAACUGGCUGAACUUGCUGCUGAAAAAGUGUUGCAGUUGGAUAAACACAGUCACAGUGGAGUCUAUGUUUUGCUUUCUAAUUUGUAUUCAGCAUCUGGUAAACACAGUGAUGCUAGAAGGGUGAGGGAUAUCAUGAAAACCAAAGGAGCUAACAAGAUACCAGGUUGUAGCUCAGUAGAGAUUGAUGGUGUUGUCUGCGAGUUCGUUGCCGGCGAAAAAACGCAUCACCAGAUGGAUAAAAUACACAGUUUUGAAGAAAAUGCAUAUCCAGUUAGACUACAAUCAAUAGAAAUUCAUGGUUUAACUUUAAGUUGCUUCUAUUAAAAUCAUUAUCCUGUUUAUUAAUAUAGCUUGCAGGGAGUCCCUUUUCCUAUAGUGAUUCAGCUUUGAUCUCAUGUAAAGCUAUAUAUUUUAGUUAAGAAUGUAAUCUAUCAUUUCUUCAAUAAUACUUACAUUUUAUACAUAUAAUAAUAAAAGUUAGUUAUAUAAUUAAUGUAUACAGUCUGUGUAUGAUUAUUUACUGAAUUGUUAAUUAUGCCUUUUCAUCUAUAAAAAAAAUUAGUAGUAUAAAAAAUGAGUAUGUUUGAAGAAAAUAAUAAUAAGCAUAUCUAGAAAUUUGAAAUAGGAUUAAUAAGAACAAGUUUUUUCUCCAAAUGAUGUUGCAGUAUAUUUAAGGUGGUAGUAUUAUACUUGCUCUGUUUUUAAAUUUGAAAUCAAGAGUACAUAACUAUAACUAUCUAUAGUACAAUGAACUUCCUACAUACAUGAAAAGAUCAUAAAUAAUAAACUUAAGAAACUAUUGUUUAUUGAUAGUGACAACAUUGAUUUGGCAAAAAUUGAAACACCUAUUUUGGCUAUUUCAUUGAGAAAAAAUCAAGACAAGGAUUCAUUAAACAAGGAAAUCUGAAUCAGAAACUUCAAGCACUUUGUGCAAGCCAAUGGGAUUGACACCGGGCCGGAACGCAUUUCCCUCAAUGUA